AUGCAACAGGAGAAACAUAGUUUCGCCUUUGGGGAAGCAAGCGUCCUCAGUCGAGCCCAUGACAAGAUGGCUAGGCUGGUGCUCGGAAGCUGGUCCUCAGUUGGCACAAUCAACAGGGCUAUUGAUCUUCAUCCGGCCUUCCAGGCGCUGCGCACAAGACUCCAGUCAGUCCAGACGGGGCCGACAGUACUGGCGAGCGAGUUGCGGCUCCUCCAACAGUUGUCACCUUCACAGCAGGGGGAAGGAGCCAGCUGGAGGUCACACGACGAACGCGAGACAUCGCCCCACCGGCGCGCCCAGACAGCCAAGCAUGAUUCGCACAUGCAACGGCAACUGAUCAGUCCAUCCGAUAAUGAGGUGAGGGCCCAUGGGCACACAGGAUUUGCAGCGAUUACGACAGCCGGUCAGGAGGCAGAGGUCACAGAAGCGGUCACUAGCCACCCGCGGAGGAACCAAAGCCAAUCCCCAGCCAGAAUGCAGGUCAGAGUCCGUGCGUCAGGCAUGCUUAUAACACAAGACGGGCGGCGAGGCAGAACGAAUUCGAGCAAGCAGGAACAGACACCCCACCACUCUGAUGGUGCGAACGAGGAAGUUUCCGAAACGUCAGCACAAAUACACUGUGGUCCAUGCGAUCGUCCAUUUUUCUUCUUCGUCGUCUUUUGGGGAUGAUGAACGGAACGAGUGAGUUCCGUAUGAACGAUCGGUGAGCGCCCCCUAACAUUGUAUAUUCCCGAUCAAAAACCGAAAAGGCAACGGGCUCGUGGCCCGGUGAGUAUAGGCGUUGACUUCUAAACCAACAGGUCGCGAGUUCGAGGCUCGGGGGUUUCACACAUCGGGCUUGGGUAUGGCUGGCUGACGACGACUAAUAAGCCAGAAAUGGCCAUUCCAGUCUCCCUUGUCUUUGUCGGUAAUAUUAUUCUGCCUAUAUAUAUAUAUAUAUAUAUAUAUAUAUAUAUGCAUAUAUAUAUAUAUAUAUAUAAGAAGAAGAGGCGAUCUCGGGAACCAUUGUUAUAUUGCCCUGACGUUUCAAAAUCAAACAAGAUUUCAUCGUCGGAGGUGAGUUUAGUACCACGCCUCACAGUAUUUAUAGGCGGUGACGAUCUUGUUACAACGGGUUUGCGUCUAUUCGGGGGCUGUCGUUUGGACGCUUAGCUGUCAUCGCACGUGUUUGCAUUGACCUUAGCUCUCGUCCUAGGCUGGCAAUCUUCUUUGUCACCCUGCCGUCACUUGUGUUCUCACCUGCCGCAUGAGUGGCAGUGAUGAUAGCACCUUCAUCGGGUCCGUCGGCGUUACUGCGAUCGUUCGUCCUCACACCUGCCAGAUAAGUGGACGACGCGGCUUUAGUGCCGAUCGCACCUUCGUCAGAUUCGGGUUGAAGUAGGGCUGCGCGUGUGGCCCCCAUGGACUCGGCCGUACUUGGGUUUCUGUCUUGUCGCAGCCUGACUCUGCUCUUCUGUUCACUAAGCUGCGUCCGGAGGGCCUGGUAAGCCUCAGGAAGCGCUACGCUGCGGUUGAUGGAGUUCGCGCCAGUGUGCCAGGCCUCGAUUGUUUCCCUCGUGAUGCGGUCGUUUCCCCGGCCCAGGAUUUCAGCAUUCUGGAAGGCGAACGUGUGUCCAGAGUUUGCGCAGUGUUCUGCCACUAG
Spirometra erinaceieuropaei is the source of this 1642-nucleotide messenger RNA. NCBI's taxonomy places the organism in Eukaryota, Metazoa, Platyhelminthes, Cestoda, Diphyllobothriidea, Diphyllobothriidae. The record is from the annotation of a GenBank genome assembly.